AUGGUUCGCUCAUUGCUUGCCCUCGCCCUUCUGGGCACUCAGGCACUGGUCAACGCCGCUGCCGAAGUUGAGACCCGCACUAUCGAUGAGAUUUACCAAGCUGCCCUUGCUGAGGGUGGUGUCGUUACUCUCUGGCACGGUGGUGAUGAGUUGACUCAGCAGAACUCCGUGAAGGCCAGCUUCGAGAAGAAGUUUCCCGGCAUGACCCUCAACGUCACCGUCGAUCUUUCCAAGUACCAUGACGGUAACUUGGACGACCAGCUUGCCGCCAAGAACGUCUUUGUCGACAGCAUCAUCCUCCAGACCCUCCACGACUACCCUCGCUGGGCGUCUGAGGGUGCGCUCUUGGACUACGCUCCUCUCGGAUACGACCAGAUUCUCCCUGAGUUCAAAAACAACGAGACCGCCGCAUACUAUGGCAUGUACAUCAUUGCCUGGGCUGGUCAGUGGCACACUGGAAAGCUUCCCGGCAUCAAGGCUCCUAUCGAGUGGGAGGACUGGGUCAACCCCGACCUCAAGGACAAGCUCGUCCUGACCUACCCUAACGACGACGAUGCCGUCCUCUUUGCCUUUGAUCUCAUUCUCAAGCAAUACGGAUCCGCCUGGCUCGACAAGCUCAUCGCCCUGAAUCCCCGCUGGGUCCGCGGUACUCAGACCCCCCGCACCAUCCUCGGCCAGAACGGCACCCACCUGACUCCUACCGCGCCCAUCAACGUCUCCCACCCCAUCGAGGGCCAAUUUGUCUCUUGGCCCCAGACCGGCGGUAUCCUCAAGGACGCCCCCCACCCCGAGGGUGCCAAGCUCCUGCACGCCUACCUCCUCAGCUCCGAGUUCCAGACCGCCCGCGGAGGAUGGAGCGUCCGCGGCGACGUCGCUCCCCCCGCCAACUACCCUGCCAUCCUCGAUAUGCCCGGUACUGACCCUACUGCCUUUGGCAAGUGGAUGUCUGACCGCGCGGCUGUUGAGAGACUCCGCUUCUGGCUCGAGGACCGCCUUGGCACUGCGCAGGGCCUCAGCCCCUUGAUCGAUGACUUGUAA
Molecule: messenger RNA, 1038 nt
Organism: Colletotrichum tamarilloi
Lineage: Eukaryota; Fungi; Ascomycota; Sordariomycetes; Glomerellales; Glomerellaceae
Product: ABC-type Fe3+ transport system
Exons: 3
Coding region: 1-1038 (345 amino acids)
Biological process (GO): thiamine transport
Cellular component (GO): outer membrane-bounded periplasmic space
Molecular function (GO): thiamine pyrophosphate binding; thiamine binding
Source: RefSeq, a predicted model, not a curated record